CGCUCUCCACUUGCCGCCGCCGGAGAGGCCGGUGACCUCUUGGCCGCCCCGCCUCGGAGCUCAGAUGGCUCAGGCGAAGAUCAACGCGAAAGCCAACGAGGGCCGCUUCUGCCGCUCCUCCUCCAUGGCCGACCGCUCCAGCCGCCUGCUGGAGAGCCUGGACCAGCUGGAGCUCAGGGUGGAAGCUUUAAGAGAAGCAGCAACUGCCAUUGAGCAAGAGAGAGAAAUCCUCCUGGAAAUGAUCCACAGUAUCCAGAACAGCCAGGACAUGAGGCAGAUCAGCGAUGGAGAAAGAGAAGAAUUAAAUCUGACCGCAAACCGUCUGAUGGGACGAACCCUCACUGUUGAAGUUUCAGUGGAAACCAUUAGAAACCCUCAGCAGCAGGAAUCCCUAAAGCACGCCACCAGGAUUAUCGAUGAGGUGGUCAGUAAGUUUCUGAAUGAUUUGGGAAAUGCCAAGAGUCACUUGAUGUCGCUGUACAGUGCGUGUUCGUCUGAGGUGCCGCCUGGGCCAGUUGAUCAGAAGUUUCAAUCCAUAGUCAUUGGCUGUGCACUUGAAGAUCAGAAGAAAAUUAAGAGACGCUUGGAGACUCUGCUUAGAAAUAUUGAAAGCUCCGACAAGGCCAUCAAGCUGCUCGAGCAUUCUAAAGGAGCGGGCUCCCUAGCUCUGCAACAGAAUGCUGACAGCAGAUUUAAUUAGUUUCCAAACCUGAGAGCAAUGAUGUGAAAAUGAUAACAUGCUAUCUUAAGUGAUAACUAGUUCUUUAUAUUAGGCAUAACCACUCAUUUGAUAAAGAAGAUGAAAAUAUUCCAGUGUCAACAGUUUUAUGAAUAACAAUUAAAAGUAGAAAUAUUUUAA
Messenger RNA from Myotis lucifugus (little brown bat), 859 nucleotides. RefSeq names its product BCL2 associated athanogene 2 (gene BAG2). Gene Ontology annotation, molecular function: adenyl-nucleotide exchange factor activity; protein-folding chaperone binding. Gene Ontology annotation, biological process: protein stabilization. Bases 65 to 700 code for a protein of 211 amino acids. The transcript has 3 exons. Lineage: Eukaryota; Metazoa; Chordata; Mammalia; Chiroptera; Vespertilionidae. The record is from RefSeq and is a predicted model, not a curated record.